Molecule: messenger RNA, 1598 nt
Organism: Priapulus caudatus
Lineage: Eukaryota; Metazoa; Priapulida; Priapulimorpha; Priapulimorphida; Priapulidae
Product: formin-2-like
Exons: 15
Coding region: 26-1399 (457 amino acids)
Biological process (GO): cortical actin cytoskeleton organization; actin nucleation; actin filament network formation
Cellular component (GO): actin filament; cytoplasm; cytoskeleton
Molecular function (GO): microtubule binding; actin filament binding
Source: RefSeq, a predicted model, not a curated record
GGGACGGCCCCCGCCGCCGCCGCCGAUGUCUUCUGGUGCUCCAGUCAUGCAGAGAGGUCCCAGGAAAUCGCUGAAGGUGCCGAAAGCAGAGAUGAAGCCACUGUUCUGGAACAGGAUUCAGCUACACGACCUUCAUAAGAUCAUGCCUGAGCUACCAGAGGGCACCAAGACUCUAUGGGAGGAACUGGAGGAGCCGCAGAUUGAUGUAGACGAAUUCGAGGUGUUGUUUUCUAAAAAACAGAUGCAACCAAAAAAGAAGAAAACUGCUGAAUCAAAUAAAAAACAAGUGAAGAAGGUCAUCAAGAUACUGGACCAGAAGCGAUCUCAGGGUCUCGGCAUUGUUCUCUCUAGUCUGCACAUUGAGAUCAGUGAUGUUGAAUCAACUCUGUUAAACGUCGAUACCACUUUGCUGGAUUAUGACCGGCUUCAGAAAGUCUACGAGAACCGACCGGAGGCUGAGGAGUUGAAGGCGAUCACGGAUGCGGUGGAGAAGAAUAAGGAUGAGCAGACAGCUCUUGACAAACCUGAACAGUUUUUGUAUGACCUGGCAAAGAUCCCCAACUACUUGGAGCGAAUUCAUUGCAUCAUCUACCAAUCUUCGUUCAUGGAGACAAUCUCUGCACUGGAGAGCAAACUCAGCAAUUUCAGGCUGACAUGUCAGGUGCUGCUAACUGGAAGAGGUGUCCAACGAAUGAUGUCAUUGAUUCUGGCGAUUGGGAACUACAUGAAUGGAGGUAGCAGAACACGAGGGCAAGCAGAUGGUUUCAACAUCGAGAUUCUGCCAAAGCUGAGGGAUGUAAAAAGUCAGGACAACUCGUCGAGUCUUCUCAACUACGUCGUCCGAUGCUACCUGACGCUGUACGAACCGAACGGAGAUGUAGAGGGCGCCAAGUUCCCCCUUCCGGAGCCGCUUGACGUGUCUCAGGCCGCGCUCGUCAAUUUCGACGACGUCUCGAACGAGUUGAAGAAGAUCCGCAAAGAGCUGGACGCAUGUGAGAAACAGGCAGCUAGGGUGGUGGAGGGGUCUACAGAGGAAACGAGGCAGCCUUUCCAGGACGUGAUGGAGAAAUUCUUUCAGAAAGCCAACCUGGACCAUAAAGAUCAAAAGGAAAGUUUCGAAGAAUGUCAGUCAAAGUUCGCAGACGUGUGUAUGUUCUUCAGCUGGAAGCCUCGGACGGGUAAGGACCCGACAGCGAAGGAUUUCUUCUCACAGUGGCAGGGUUUCGUUCGCGACUUCAAGGACGUAUGGAAGAAGGAGCAGCAGCGCAUCGCAAAGAAGAGGGUCGACGAGGCGAAGCAGCUACUGAAGCAGAAGAGGGCACUCAUUCAGAAACCGCCGACACAGAAGGCGCGCGCUGAUGGUCUGAAAGCCAGGCUGGCGAGGAAGGGAAAAAUCUGAACGGGCCCUGGUCGGGAUUUAGUGGAUGUAUGGACUUGGACGCGUGGGGAGUUUGCUACGUCUGCGAGCAAACGAACGCAUUUGUCACGUGAGCGACGGUCGUGACACCUACCGAGGGCUGCUACAGAGACAUCUUGCGUGCAAGCGUGCGCGAGUAUGUGUGUGCGCUUGCGUGCGUGCGUGCGUGCGUGCAUGCGCU